GACUCGAGGGCAUUGGAGGAGGAGCCCGCAGCCGUCCAGCCCCGCGGAGCGAGUUCUCAGCGGACACAACAUCUUUGUUGGCAGCCUCAGCACCUGGUGUAGGCGGCCAUGGGGAAGCGAUACUUCUGCGACUACUGUGACCGGUCCUUCCAGGACAAUCUCCACAACCGAAAGAAGCACCUGAAUGGGCUGCAGCACCUCAAGGCCAAGAAGGUGUGGUACGACAUGUUCCGAGAUGCAGCUGCCAUCUUGCUGGAUGAGCAGAACAAGCGGCCCUGCAGGAAGUUCCUGUUGACAGGCCAGUGUGACUUUGGCUCCAACUGCAGAUUUUCCCACAUGUCAGAGCGAGACCUGCAAGAGCUGAGCAUCCAGGUGGAGGAGGAGAGGCGGGCCAGGGAGUGGCCUCUGGACACCCCCGAGCUCCCUGAGGGCCACCUGGAGGACUGGCUGGAGAAGAGAGCCAAGCGACUGAGCUCAACCCCGAGCAGCAGGGCUGAACCCAUCAGAGCCACUGUCUUCCAGUACCCCAUAGGCUGGCCGCCGGUCCAGGAGCUGCCUCCAUCCCUGAGGGCACCCCCACCCGGGGGGUGGCCCCUGCAGCCAAGAGUGCAGUGGGGUUGAGCCCCUUGCCCCUGCUACCUGGUCAGCGCUUAUCUGUCAUAAUAAAGACAAUUGCUCCUACUGGG
This is a messenger RNA of Urocitellus parryii (Arctic ground squirrel), 686 nucleotides long. NCBI's taxonomy places the organism in Eukaryota, Metazoa, Chordata, Mammalia, Rodentia, Sciuridae. The record is from RefSeq and is a predicted model, not a curated record.